CCAAUGUAAACAUGUUUUAAAAAAAAUAAAAAUAAAAAAUAAAAAAACCGUAAACACGUUCUACUUUAAUUAAAACAAAAAACAAAAACAUGAAAAAAAACUUAAACACGUUCUAUGUGAAGUACUGAACUUAACUGAAAGGAAACCUAGGCAUCAGCAAACACUUCCACUAAUGGCGGCAUCUUCAAAUAACGAAACCUCUGCAACCAAAACCCUAAACCCUUCCGUCGAAAACCCUAAAACGAACGGCCACGAUUCCACCGCUCAAUCCCAUCGGACGACCCCGCAAGAACCAUCACAAGAGCCACAAAACGACGGCGAUGGACAACCUUCCGAUACUCAAUCAGCGGACGCAAUCGAAUUGGCCGAGAAGCGAAAGAGAGUGGACCCCCCGGAGCCAUCGGCGAAGAUAGAAUCAAGUAGUCCUCUUCACCCUCUGUGGAAGACGAGUCUCUGUUCGUAUUUCCGGCGAUCGGACGGGUCUUGUAGCCACGGCGACACUUGCCGUUACGCCCACGGCGAGGAGGAGCUCCGACCCAAACCCGACAACACGUGGGACCCAACAUCCGAGAGGGCCAAGAAGCUGUUGAAGACCGAGAAUGGAGAGAAAUCGGAACGGGCCGGAGUUUCGGAUUCAAGAGAAGCUGGUGUUAUGAUGACAGACGCUCUGGCCGACAAUGAUACGGACUCGGCGCUUGUGAAGUGCUUGGUGCAUCUUCCGAUGAAGUGGGAUGCAGGCAAAUUGAGGAGUUUUCUUAGUGAGCAGGGAAUUCUCUACAAAUCAGCCAAGAAAAAGAAAGGUAUGAGUGCAGGUUUUGUGAAUUUUGAUAAUGCAGAACAAGUGAAAAGAGCUGUGGAGGAGCUAGAUGGAAGAUCUGUGGGAAACAAGAACUUAAAGGUUUCUGAUGUUGUUCCCCGACCAUUUGAGAAGAAAACUAGAUUGUCAAUGCCUCCCCCUCAUUGCCCCCAACAAACCACAAAACCAGCAUCAGCUGUUGACAAUGCGGAGGUCUCUGAAUCUUCAAAUGGGCUUCAGGAUGUUGAUACAAUUGAUGACAGUUUAACUCCCAAUGGUUUGGGAUUAAAGGCAAGAAAUGUGCGUGAUGCAGUGACACCACUUUCUCAUAUGCCCUAUGUCGAUCAGCUGGAGCACAAGAAAAAUUCUCUCAUGCAAAUUCUCAAACGACUUACACGCCAUGCACGUAAAGCUUGUCCGAAUGGUGUUUCACUUCCAGAAUGGAUUCUUAAAUCUAGGGAAACAGGCGGCCUUGCAUGCAAAUUAGAGGGUAUAGUUGAAUCGCCAGUUGUAAAUGGAUACCGGAACAAGUGUGAAUUUUCUGUUGGAUAUUCUCUGGAAGGCAAACCAACUGUGGGGUUUAUGCUUGGGAACUUCAGGGAGGGUGUGACUGCUGUUGAGGAACCUGCAGACUGCCUCAAUGUUUCUAGAAUUGCUUGCAAAUGUGCUGCCAUAUUUCAAGAGUUUCUACAACAUUCAGGCUUACCAAUUUGGAACAGAUUGAAUAAUACUGGAUUCUGGCGUCAGUUAACAGUUCGAGAAGGAAGAGAGCCAGGCAAGGGCGCCGAGGUUGAAGAUUUUGGGGCCAAUAUUUCAGAGGUCAUGCUCAUGGUUCAGGUUUGCUCAGUGGGCUUUGACGAUGAAAUGGUAAACAGUGAACUUGAGAAGAUGAGUCAAGCUUUUCUUGUGGGAGCUUCUGCUGAUUCUCCUCCUUUGCCUCUAACAGCGUUAGUCCUUCAGGAUCAUAAGGGAAUAUCAAAUGCAGCACCAGCUGAUGCUCCAUUGCGCUCACUGCCCCUUCCAAGAGCAGAAACUGUGUCUGGACUUGAUGCAGCAAAUGAUGAUGUAGAAGCAAGGAUUCAUGAUUAUAUAAGCAAUCUUAAGUUUCGUAUUUCCCCAACAGCUUUUUUCCAGGUAAACACCUUAGCUGCAGAGAAGUUGUAUUCACUUGCUGGGGAUUGGGCUGAUUUGGGCCCUGAUACCUUGCUUUUUGAUAUUUGUUGUGGGACUGGAACAAUUGGCCUCACAUUAGCUCGCCGUGUUGGUAUGGUUGUGGGCAUUGAAAUGAAUGCUUCUGCAGUUUCGGAUGCUCUCAGGAAUGCUGAAAUUAAUGGCAUAAAAAACUGCAAAUUUGUAUGUGCAAAGGCUGAGGACGUGAUGGGAUCUCUACUGAAAGAGUACCUAAAUUUGCCUCAGAAACAAGAUGAGGUAUCAAAUGCCUCUGAAAGCAAUAAUGAAGAAAUUAUUAAUGUUGAAAGCAGAGGUACCUGCAAUGACAAUGUAGCAGACCCCAAAGAUGGUGAAAGUGCAUCUGGGUGUUCCAAAAAUGGCAACCCAGAACUUACAAAGCAGCUUCUUAAUAGUUGCACUUCAGAAAGUGGGACCACUUCAAUGCGGCAAUUUAAAAAUGUUGUUGCUAUUGUGGAUCCUCCACGUGCUGGACUUCAUCCCACUGUAAUCAAAGCUCUUAGAACACAUCCUGGUCUACGAAGGCUCGUUUACAUUUCCUGUAAUCCUGAAAGCUUAGUAGCAAAUGCUAUUGAACUCUGUACACCAUCUGCUGAUCAAUCUGAAAAGGGGAACAAGAACAACAGGGGAUGGAGGAACAUGAGCAGCGCUGGGCUGGCGCGGCAUAGGGCCAAGUCUAUGCCCAACUCAGAGCCUUUCCAACCCAUCAAAGCUAUGGCUGUUGAUCUUUUUCCUCAUACUCCGCACUGUGAACUGGUGAUGCUUCUGGAGAGGUAAAAAAAAAAAAAAAAAAAAAUUGAGCUUGAUUUGACAGGCUUGUUUACAAUUUUUUUUUUUUUUUUUUAAAGGAGAGGUUCGUUUUAUUUAUUUGCAAAUAAACCGAAUAUUCAAAAUUGUUGUAUUUAACUCCGAGUAAUAUAAUGAAAGUCUCUGAUCACGAGGAGCAUCUCUUUAUUUUCUUAA
This is a messenger RNA of Cornus florida, 2947 nucleotides long. RefSeq names its product zinc finger CCCH domain-containing protein 24. The record is from RefSeq and is a predicted model, not a curated record. The coding region runs from base 173 to 2761 and encodes 862 amino acids. Gene Ontology annotation, biological process: RNA processing. The transcript has 14 exons. NCBI's taxonomy places the organism in Eukaryota, Viridiplantae, Streptophyta, Magnoliopsida, Cornales, Cornaceae. Gene Ontology annotation, molecular function: RNA binding; RNA methyltransferase activity; metal ion binding.